GCGUGAACACUUUCGGCGUCUGCGUUCUUUCAUUCUGUUUUAGUAACCUGGGUUUCUGGUGCGUAGUAUUCAGUGCGAUUAGUGAAUCAGUUCGGUUCGGAUUGGUGAAAGCAGCGUGUGUGGAAUUUUGGGUUGCUUCUUCUCUAUUAAUUUAACUACCAAAAUGGUUUCCCAUGAAGGAUUUCGCAUUCUUGGCUACGUGUACGCCAUCUUGGGCACGUUGGGCUCCUUUUUUGAGGCGAUUCAGGGCGCGCUAGUGAUUGGUGCGGAACAUGUAAACGAAACCGUUCAGUACGCUUCACUGCCAGGGAGUCUGAUUGCGUUGGUGUUUUUCGUCAUUUUGCUGGUUGGAAUUUGGCAGAGCCAUCUUACUUUGGUGAAAAUAUACCGUGUUUUCCUAAUAGUCACCAACGUGGCAGCAAUAUGCUGUAUUUGCAUUGGUUUAGUAGUGCUAAUAGGGCUGAUGAUAUUUACCGACGAGCAAAUGGAACUGGGUGGCCUCGCAGUGUUUGGACUUCUAGUACUACUGGCAGUUUUAAUAGGUCUCUAUUUGCUCUUUCUAUGGAUUGUGAAUGGCGUUAUUGCAGCCAUUCAGAAUGAGAGAACGGGAACGAACGGAGCCGUGCUCUAUAAGCCCGAUGUUAACGUCAAACCGAACAACCCAUACUACGCUCCGGUUUAAAUUUAGCUUCCAUGUGUGCCAUCAAAGUGAAGAGCUCCUAUCACUGUCGUAAACUGUGUUUUUGGAAUGCUUUAUUACAUUUAACGUAGACGUCCAUU
Messenger RNA from Culex quinquefasciatus (southern house mosquito), 780 nucleotides. RefSeq lists its product as uncharacterized. The record is from RefSeq and is a predicted model, not a curated record. The transcript is spliced from 4 exons. The coding region runs from base 164 to 682 and encodes 172 amino acids. Lineage: Eukaryota; Metazoa; Arthropoda; Insecta; Diptera; Culicidae.